Meloidogyne enterolobii is the source of this 484-nucleotide messenger RNA. Lineage: Eukaryota; Metazoa; Nematoda; Chromadorea; Rhabditida; Meloidogynidae. The record is from the annotation of a GenBank genome assembly.
CAAGAUAUAAAUUCUUCUAUAAAAGCAUCUCCUUCUUACUUCAUCGUUAACUUCCAUCAUCAACAUAAAUACUCCAAACCGACUGCCGCCAAUGAUGAUCGUCAACACCAACAACAAAAAGGCAAUGUUCAUUGUGACGCUCUCCAUUGUUGUUCUGCUGCUUCUGAUUGAACAUGUCAACAGCAAAGAAAUGAGCAUCAACGUCGACCUAAAGGAUGAAGUUAGCAAGGAUAAAACGCCGCAGAAGGAGGAGGAAAAGUUGGAGAACAAAGCCCCUGCCCCAGUGGAUCAUAACUAUCAAGCUGAGACUGUUAAGACGGAGGAUAAGGGAUCCAACGCCUUACUAGCAGUGGCUGUCGGCGAUCUUAUCAUUUCUCUGCUUUGUUCGUGCUGCUGUUGUGUUUUGUUGGCGGUUCUGCUCUAUUUCCUUCUCUUCAAGCGCAAGCAACCACCACCACCACCACCACCACCAUAUAGGGAAUGA